AUGAAUAAUUCUAUUUUUAAUAGAUCUGUCGUGUAUACAACAAAAAAGAUGAAGCAAAUAGUUAUCACUAAAAACGGAUCAUAUGAUGUAUUAAAGGUAAAGGAAUCGGCUGACCCAGUAACAGGUGAGGGUCAAAUCAAGAUACAAGUAAAAGCUGCUGGUUUAAACUUUGCUGAAAUUAUGGCUAGACAAGGACUAUACCCAGAUGCACCACCACUUCCAUGUGUAGUUGGAUAUGAAGCAGCUGGUAUUGUAACAGAGGUUGGACAAGGUGUUGAUAGUGUUAAAGUUGGUGAUAGAGUUAUUGCUCUUAGUAAAUUUGGUGCACACUCUGACACCAUGAUCAUCCCACACUAUAUGGCUGUUCCAAUGCCAGAACAUAUGUCGUUUGCUGAAGGUGCUUCGAUUCCAGUUAACUUUAUCACUGCCUAUCAUAUGUUGUUCAAGGUGGCUCGUGUUCAACCAGGUGAUAGUGUACUCAUUCAUAUGGCAGCUGGUGGAGUUGGUGUUGCUGCCAUCCAACUUUGCAAGACCAUCAAAAACGUAACCGUCUAUGGAACUGCCUCUGCUAGCAAACACGACUUUAUCAGAGAAUUGGGUUGUCAUCAUCCCAUCGAUUAUAAUACCAAAGACUAUGUCAAAGAGAUUUAUGAAAUCAAUAAGGAUUUACCAGAGGGUAGAAGAGGGAUUGAUAUCAUCCUGGACCCACUAGGUGACUCCAAGAAGAGUUAUUCACUUUUAAACCCUGCUGUUGGCAGACUUGUCACAUUUGGAGCUUCAAAUUUCCUUUCUGGUUCUACAAGAUCCAUUUUUAAUAUUGCAUCAUUUAGUCCAUUAUCAUUAAUGAGUGAUAACAAGAUGGUUGCUGGUGUUAAUAUUGGACACAUGUUCCAGCCAGAAUCAUUAUUACAUAUGUUACAAGAAGAAAUGAAAGAUAUAAUGCAGUUGUGGGUAGAUGGUAAAGUUAAAGCUAUUGUCUCAAAAGAAUUUACAUUUGAUGAUGCAGGUGAAGCUCAUCGUUAUAUGGAAGAAAGAAAGAAUAUUGGUAAAAUUAUUUUGGUUCCAACAACUGCUGAUCUUACUCCCACAUCAUCUCAAUAA
Cavenderia fasciculata is the source of this 1101-nucleotide messenger RNA. Its product is annotated as alcohol dehydrogenase. Lineage: Eukaryota; Evosea; Eumycetozoa; Acytosteliales; Cavenderiaceae. Gene Ontology annotation, molecular function: zinc ion binding; oxidoreductase activity. The transcript is spliced from 4 exons. The record is from RefSeq and is a predicted model, not a curated record. The coding region runs from base 1 to 1101 and encodes 366 amino acids.